Molecule: messenger RNA, 2392 nt
Organism: Gadus macrocephalus (Pacific cod)
Lineage: Eukaryota; Metazoa; Chordata; Actinopteri; Gadiformes; Gadidae
Gene: cdc73
Product: cell division cycle 73, Paf1/RNA polymerase II complex component, homolog (S. cerevisiae)
Exons: 17
Coding region: 43-1635 (530 amino acids)
Biological process (GO): transcription elongation by RNA polymerase II; positive regulation of transcription elongation by RNA polymerase II
Cellular component (GO): Cdc73/Paf1 complex
Molecular function (GO): RNA polymerase II complex binding
Source: RefSeq, a predicted model, not a curated record
AUCGGGGUCCUUCCUCACUCCUCUCUAUGAAGACCUGGGAAGAUGGCGGACGUAUUGAGUGUUCUCCGUCAGUACAAUAUCCAGAAAAAAGAAAUUGUUGCAAAAGGAGAUGAAGUUAUAUUUGGAGAGUUUUCCUGGCCGAAAAAUGUAAAGACAAACUAUAUCAUCUGGGGAACUGGGAAAGAGGGGCAGCCCAAGGAGUACUACACACUGGACUCUAUCCUGUUCCUGCUCAACAAUGUCCACCUUCCUCAUUCGUCGUAUGUGCGAAGAGCUGCAACCGAGAACAUUCCAGUUGUCAGGAGGCCUGACAGAAAAGGCUUACUUUCUUAUCUCAAUGGCGAAAGUUCUACUUCAACAAGUAUAGACAGAAGUGCCCCAAUAGAAAUUGGUUUACAAAGGCCAACGCAAGUAAAAAGAGCUGCAGAAGAGGCCGCCACUGAGGCCAAGAAACCCAGGAUUGAGGAUGAAGAGCGGGUGCGUCUGGACAAGGAGCGCCUCGCUGCGCGUCUGGAAGGCCACAAAGAAGGAAUCGUACAAACUGACCAGAUCAGGUCUUUGUCGGAAGCCAUGUCAGUUGAAAAGAUUGCCGCCAUCAAGGCAAAGAUUAUGGCCAAAAAGCGGUCCACCAUCAAGACGGACCUCCACGACGACGUCACCCAGAAGCAGAGGAGCUUCGUGGACGCUGAGGGGGCCGUCACUAGGGACAUCGUGAGCAGGGAGAGGGUCUGGCGCACCAGGACCACCAUUCUCCAGAGCACUGGAAAGAACUUCUCAAAGAACAUCUUUGCCAUCCUCCAGUCGGUAAAGGCCAGAGAGGAAGGCCGUGCGCCAGAGCAGAGGCCUGCACCAAACGCAACUCAAGUGGACCCGUCUGCCAGAAGCAAACAGCCGGUGCCUGCUGCCUACAACAGAUACGACCAGGAGCGCUUCAAGGGGAAGGAAGAAACUGAGGGCUUCAAAAUCGACACCAUGGGAACCUACCACGGCAUGACCCUGAAGUCUGUGACGGAAGGGGCAUCUGCCAGGAAGGCCCAGGCCCCAGUGCUGCAGCCCGUCCCUCGGCCAGUGUCUCAAGCCAGACCUCCACCAAAUCAGAAGAAAGGAUCUCGGACACCAAUCAUCAUCAUCCCAGCCGCCACCACCUCCCUCAUCACCAUGCUCAACGCCAAAGAGCUUCUGCAGGACCUCAAGUUUGUGACACCGGAGGAGAAGAAGAAGCAGGGCCUGCAGCGGGACAAUGAGAUGCUGCUCCAGAGACGCAAGGACCAGGUGCAGCCGGGCGGAGCCACGCUCAGCGUCACCGUGCCCUACCGCGUCAUCGACCAGCCCCUCAAGCUGGCCCCGCACGACUGGGAUCGCGUGGUGGCUGUGUUUGUGCAGGGGCCAGCCUGGCAGUUCAAGGGCUGGCCCUGGCUGCUGCCUGACGGAUCUCCAGUGGACAUCUUUGCCAAAAUACGUGCCUUUCAUCUUAAGUAUGACGAGGCGAAGACGGACCCUAAUGUGCAGAAGUGGGACGUCACGGUCCUGGAGCUGAGCCAUCACAGACGCCACCUGGACAGGCCAGUCUUCCUGCGUUUCUGGGAAACGCUUGACAGAUACCUGGUUAAACACAAAGCCCACCUCCGCUUCUGAGGCCAGAGUCACGCCUGAACGUCCACGGAGGACCUCCUCUCCUCCCGCCUCUCUGCUCCGCCCCUCCCAGUGUGCUCCUCCCCCCUCCCUCCACACACGGCUGGGCUGGUGGAGGCUCCAGGGUUGAGGAUGCUUGGACCACCCUCCUAGCCCUCCUUUUCUUUUGGUACAUCCACUUGAACUGUUUUAUAUGGAGGAGUCCUUCCGCUCAGACCAGCAGAUGUUUUACAGCCAGCAGUGGUUUGAGAGGCAGGAGAAAAACCUAGAUUGUCUUUUAUGAUUGCAUUUAGUUUUUUUCUGAAAUGCAGAGAGACGGACUGACAGAGGAACUUAAAGCCCAUGUCGCCGUGCUUGGUCUGUAUUUUGAAUCGCCACAUGAAAAGCAUUGCUCUUCAGUUUCUUGUAUUUGUUUGGGGAGGGGGUCAGAUUUAAUUGAAGGGAUUCUCUUUAUACACAUUAAGGAUUUAUACCAUGGGGGGGGAUAGUUGUUGCUAGAAUGUAAAUAUGAUAAUUCUCAGAGCCAAAGGUCUGAGUAAAAUAUUUUUUUUGUCGUUCUUUUGACACUGAAAGAAGACGUUGGUCCGACCGCAUUUAUCAAGCCUCAUAACUGCAGUCUGUUCAAGGUUUAAGAUCAGCAAUUGGUCAUGCAAUGGCCGCUGCAAGCUGUUCGAUGUGUUUUCACCCAAUUGUUCUUUGAAGCUGGACAGUAAUGCUUUAAAUGACCACAUAAAAUGGACAAUAAAGGCUGAUAAAAGGA